UUACCAUAGUGGGCUUAAUGAUUCUGCUGUCUAACAGAAAGAGAAAGAUAGGAGGAGAGAAAGAAAAUCAAACUAAAUGAGAAGCACAGAUCCUGUCCACCAUUCCUAGACUCCAUCUCCAGGUUUUCAGAGUGGCUGUGUUUCAGUAGAUCAGUCAGAGCGUGUGUGAAGCGUGUGUGUGUCUCCUGCGCUGUGCUGCAGUAGAGAGCCCUUCGCUCAGCCAACUGCUACUUCUCUGUGGAGGGCAUCACAUCCUCCCUGCCUUUUUUUUUGUUUUUCUUUCCUCACGUUUUUUUUAAAUCAUGGUUGGAGUGCCUGAAUGAAAGCGGACUGAUCGAGGGGGAAAGGACGAGACUAUGUGUGUGACAGAAGAGCAAAGCGUGCUGCAGUGAGUGAAGCAGAAAAGAGUGAGAGCUCUCCACACCCAUGACCGUGUGCCUGUGUGUGAUCGAGUCAAACACAGCCAAACGGACUCGCUCAUCACCUGACAGAGUCACAGUGCACGUUGUGUGGUGAGACCGAAGAUCAGCUAGAUUCAUGGUCUCCACCGCUGUACUUCGAUGAAGACAGCUACCCCUCCCCUCCCAGGAAUAUGAAAGGUUUAUCAAGCGGUCGUCCUCAGCUCACCUUCACAUCAGGACACACCUGUGGGCUGCCAGACUGCGAUCAGUCCCUUGACCCCUUGCAGCAUGUCGGCCCCGAUUCCCGCUCUUCCUAUCUGCUUAGUCCGACUGAGAGCUGCCCUCUGGAUCCACACCGCUGCUCACCCCGCAGCUCCAUCCACUCAGAGUGCAUGGUAAUGCCCGUUUCUAUGGCAUCUGACCACGUUUCCAGCAGCACCUUUCCCAGAAUGCACUACAGUUCACACCACGACGGCUCGAGAGACGACAGCUCCACUUCUCACGGUGGCGGCGGCAGUGGAGGGGUCAGUGUUGGCGGUGGGGGUGGCGGGUCUGGGAAGAUGAAUCGUAUUCCUGCGAACCUAUUGGACCAGUUCGAGAAGCAGUUGCCAAUUCACAGAGACGGGUUUCACACGCUGCAGUACCAGCGCACGUCUGCAACCACCACAAGCAGCGAGCAGCGCAACGAGAGUCCUGGGCGCAUCCGCCACCUGGUGCACUCCGUCCAGAAGCUCUUCACCAAGUCCCACUCGCUGGAGGGGUCAUCCAAGAUGAACGGCACCAAGGGAGACUCUCGCUCAGACAGCGGACACCACCACCACCACCAUCACGGACACCACCAUGGGAACCACAAACACAGCAAACGGAGUAAGAGCAAAGAACGCAAGUCAGACUCCAAGCAACGCUCAGGGAUAGCAGGCUGGUGGAGUUCUGACGACAACCUGGACAGCGACAGCACCUACCGGACUCCCAGCAUCAUGAGUCGCCACCACGGAGAUCAUAUCACUCACUGUUACCCGGACACAGGCCAUGGGCACUUUGGCGACCUUUCGCUCAAGACCUCUAAGAGCAACAACGAUGUGAAAUGUUCAGCGUGCGAGAGCAUCGCUAUGGCCCCCGAGGGCAAAUUUAUGAAGCGCAGCUCGUGGUCAACCCUGACGGUCAGCCAAGCUAAAGAAGCCUACCGCAAAUCUUCCCUCAACCUGGAGAAACCAACCAUGCCUCAAGAUCUGAAGUCCUCCAUGAGGCCUUGUAAUUAUUUGCAGGUCCCCCAGGAUGAAUGGGGAGGGAGAGAUGAGGAGAUCCCGUGCAGAAGGAUGAGGAGCAGCAGUUACGUUAAAGCCAUGGGUGAUCAGGACAGCGGAGACUCCGACGGCAGCCCUAAAAACUCCCCACAGAAAAGUGUGCGACCUGACGCUCUCGUCAAAUCCGUGCUGCAAAGACAACUUUCAGACCAGAGCUCGUACCGUUUGGACAAGUCAAGCCGGGACAUGGUCAAAUACCUCACCAAUAUCACUGCAGAUUUAAGUCAAAGCUACCAUCUUCAUACCUCUAGGGAAAUCCAUCCCAGCAUCACACUGGAACCAUCUCCCAACUACAACUCGCCGAAGUUCCGCUCCAGGAACCAGAGCUACAUGAGAGCGGUCAGCACCCUGAGCCAGGCCAGCUGCGUCAGCCAGGUCAGCCAGGUGAGCGAGACCGAGGUUAAUGGCCAGUUUGAGUCGGUGUGUGAAUCCGUGUUCAGCGAGGUAGAGUCUCAGGCCAUGGAUGCUUUGGACCUGCCGGGCUGCUUUAGAACCCGCAGCCACAGUUACCUACGAGCCAUCCAGGCCGGAUUCUCACAGGACGAUGACUGCGUCCCCUCCAUGACAUCGUCCACUGUCACCUCCACCAUCAGGUCCACCACAGGAAUUCAGUUCCAUCUCCCUUCUUCAGGCAGUGUGGACCGUCCUUCCCAGCAACCACCAGCAGUCACCUACACACCCAGUACACCCACCUAUAAGAGGACCCCUCCACCAGUGCCCCCUCGUUCCACCUCCAAACCCCUCAUCUCCAUCACAGCGCAGAGCAGCACAGAGUCCACGCAGGACGCCUACCACGAGGGACAGCUGGCCAGAGGGGGCAUCUGGGGUUCUGAUGGAUUGAGUCUGAGUUUGGGUCGAGCGCUUUAUAACUCCACUGACAGUUUGGACAGCGCUAAGGCCGUCACUAUUGCCAUGGAAGCAGCUGCCAUGGCGAUGGCAGGAAAGAGACACCCCUCCACAGACAGCCAUAGCUCAGUAAUGACCUGUGAUAAAGCUGUGCUGGUGUCCAAAGCAGAGGAGUACCUAAAAACACCAAGGUCCUCAAUAGGAAUACAGGUGGAAGCAGCGACUGAUUCUGAGUGUGAAAGCAAAGGCUCUCGAGAGUAUCAUUCUAUUGGGAUUCAAGUGGAAGACGAGAGACGACAGGGCCGGUUUAAGCGGUCCAACAGUGUCACGGCCGCCGUUCAAGCCGAUCUGGAGUUGGAGGGUUUUCCUUUAAUGGAGGACAAAGGUCUUCAGUUUGGAGGAGGUUUCCACCGUCACAGCGAGCCCAGCACCCCUACACAGUAUGGCGCCGUUCGGACGGUCCGUACCCAGGGUCUCUUCAGCUACCGUGAGGACUACCGCACCCCUACGGAGCCCCAGAGUCCCCAGCGCAGCCCCGAACCCUGGCUGGAGCCCUCGCCACGGGAACCCAUCGCCACCGUGGCAGUUACAGUGACGCCACCCCAACCAACGGAUUCGGGAAGAGCGUCACCCUCAUGCAGGAGGGACGGGAGCUGGUUCAUGCAACUGCUGCACACAGAGACAAAAAAGAUGGAGGGAUGGUGCAAAGAGCUGGAGGGAGAGGCGGAAGAGAACGAUCUGUCAGAGGAAAUCCUAGGCAAGAUCCGGAGUGCUGUAGGAAGCGCACAGCUCCUGAUGUCCCAGAAAUUCCAGCAAUUUUAUUGGCUUUGCCAGCAGAAUCUAGACCCCAGUGCCAUGCCUCGGCCCACCUCUCAGGACCUGGCCGGGUUCUGGGAUCUGCUGCAGCUUUCCAUCGAUGAUGUAACGUCCAAAUUCAACGAGUUGCAAAAGAUUAAAUCCAACAAUUGGAGGCUUAUUGAAAGUCCUGUAAAGAAGCUCCCGCCGGCAGUACCAAAGAAGACAUUGCGUAAGAGUAUGACAAGGGAAAAAUCUUUGGAUCUCCCUGACCGUCAGAGACAGGAGGCACGACGACGCCUCAUGGCGGCCAAACGCGCAGCAUCAUUCCGUCAAAACUCAGCAUCGGAGCGGGCUGACAGCAUCGAGAUCUAUAUACCAGAGGCCCAAACACGGCUCUGAGAGUCACAGGGAACACCUUCAUCACACCAUCACCAUCAUCACUCUCAGUGACAGAGCCAGUUCAAAAUACAUUCAUCAAAUGAAUCAUCAGAAACAAGAGUUUUAUUACUGUCAGAAGUCUCAAAAAAGGUUUUGUACCUUUCAUAACUGCCUGCAACAUCCAUAUGAAGUUUUCCCUGUUUAGGGAGAGACACUUCACCAAAACUGCACAACAUAUCGCAAUUGUAGGCCCACAUGACAAUUACGUUGCCUGACGAAACAAAACUUUACAUAUACGCUGAUAAUAUGAUCUCUUUGUGAGUGUCUAUAUGACAUCCAUUUAGCACUUUCAAAAUGGAAAAAUUGACACUUUUUGAGGCCUCAAAUUGAAAGAAUUCUUUUGAUUUGAUUAAAUUAAGAAACCUGAAGAAAAGUCUUUAUUUCCUGUUCCAUCUGGUUCCAUUCGUUCAAGUUCAUUUCACUCUCUCUCUCUCUUUUCAUCUUAGUGUUUCUGUUGUUCUCUCUCUCCGUCUCUCUCCCCAGUGAAGUUCAUAGUAUUUUUCUCAUGAACUCUCUUGUGAGCAUUUAUGUAAGUGCCAGUGCUGAAAUACCUCAAUCAUACAUUCUAGACUGAAGCCGUUGGCCAGAGCAGACAGUCACAGUCUUCUAAAAAAAACAAAAAAAAAAAAACACAUAAAAACUCAGCCUGAGGGUUUACAUUGCUGGAUUGAAGAUCAGUUUUUAUUAUUCACCUACUUACUGAAAUCCAAUAUCGAGCUGUCACACUACUUCAUACUUGAUAUUUAUGGUUUAUGUCGUUUUAGAGGAAUUACUGUAGGUUUUUGGGUGCAACCUAAAUUCAACAAUGUGAAGGUUCAAAAAGGCAUUUUUGCACUUUCUUCUUCUAAAUGUAUGUUUGUAUGUAUUUCCAAGGGAAAUGAAGUUCUAAAAGAUAUUGUUGCAGUUGAAUUGCAAGGUUUUCUGUGAUUUAUAGAUUUAUCAUUUCAUGUCUCUGAAUCAGCCUUAUAGUCAUUUAUCAGUUUAUAUUUAUUUUUAUUGAACCAUUUUCCACUCCAUCUGCUGUUAUCAAGCAUCUGGCCCAUGUUCUUUGCAAAAAAACCCCCUGCUUUUUAUGUCUUUUCUGUGUAUAUUGACAAAGAAAAUCAAUGACUUUGUCUCGACUGAAAGCAGAAAUCGAGCGUUCCCAUUAUUAUCUAGAUGACUUGGCGGUGGGUGAUAGAUGUGAUAGACACAUCUGUGAGAAUGUGCAGAAUGCUUUAACUGUAUAAUCAAAGUAGAACUGUUCCUGAAUCUAUUUGAUGGCGUUUGUCCAAACAGGCGACUGCAGUAUACAGGGUGGUUGAUCAUAUUAGAAUAUCAAAACCAAAAGUGGACAGUGCCAGUGUUGCUUAGGAUUGUUAUACAAUCAUUGAAUUUGUUGGCUUUGUUCAGAAUAUAUUACUAAAGAGACCCACUUCCUGUUCCUGAGAGAGAUUUCAGCUCUAACACUUCAGAUAAAAGAGUUUGAUGUUCUGUUAACACGACGCAUAAAUGCAUGACCACUUAGUGACUCACAGUGUCAAUGCGACAGCCUCAAAAACUUUCACAAAUACCAUAUUAUUUAAAAAUACCAUAUUUUAGCCACUAUAUAUCAUUACAGUCAUCCUCUGUCUUUCAUAUAAGGUUCCAUUUCAUUUCAAAAGUCAACCUAUUUCCCCUCUUGAGAUGGCCUUUUUUUUUGCUUCUGCGUCAUAGAAGUAGAGAGGAGGCCAGAGAUUAGAGGAGAUUAGUUUUAUCACUUCCACUCAACUUCCUUAGAGCUUUAUAUUCUCAAUUUCCGUUGCGAGAUGACCUUGAGAAGAGCUUGUCGUAGGAAGCAAAUAUUUUCUUCUAAUUUCCCUGUGCUCUGUUUUUUUUUUUGCUUGUUCAAACACAAUUACAGCAUUUGAUCUAUGAGAGGCUUGUAAUCGAUGAAACUGGUUUCAGGCUAGUGAAAAAUUCGGGAGUAUUUUCUCAAAACACGAGCCAAUGCACAGCAUUUGUUCUGUAAAUUGCACCUAAAGUCAAAAUACAGUGUUCUAGCUCUCAUUUCACACCAUACAGAAGUUUUGAUGGAUUAUUUUGUUGAUCAUUAUUUCGAACAAGUUCUGGACACUUUACAGCUCUGAGUCGUGUCCUUCAGAAAUCCACAGGUCAUUACUGACGCGCACCUGGCCUUACAAACUAGUCAGACUGUUGAAAAAUACACACUUAACUGAUGGGUAACAUUUUAAAAAAAGGUCUCAUUUGUUAAUAUUAGAUAAUGCAUUGAUUUAUCUGAACUAACAAUGAGCAAUAUAUUUUUUGCAGCAUUUAUUUUAAAAAGUAGUCAUUCAUUGUUUGUUCAUGUUAACUUUUGAAACUUUUCUGUAAGUGUUACCAGCUGAUUAUUUGAUAUUCAUUUUUCAUUAUGGCAAACUGAAUCAUUCGAUUUAACUGGUCCCCUACAUGGUGAGGCGUGUCUGUGAUUAUGUGGUUCUGCAAUGUGGCAGCUGUUCAUUCUGAUUAACCUGCUCAGUUAUCAAUAUGCAAACGUGCCAGUAAUGCAGGCAGUGUUCAUGUGCCAAAUAUGUUUAUGUGCCACGUUUGAACUGCUUCUGCUGUUCACAGACCUUCACGCACACUUGCGUCUUUCCCAUGCUUCAUCAUAUCAUUUCAACAUGACACGAGUGUUUCGGUGAGUUGACCUCUAAACAAACAUCUGGAAGAACAAAUGCUCACCUGCCACCUUUUAGAACAGUGGAAUCAGUUAUUAAAUCUCGAUUUGUUUGUAUGAUUGCCACAUUUUUUUCAGCAGGGUUGCACUGGGUGGUACUCUUGUUUAAAUAUGCUUUCAUGAACAUCAUGUGCAUUAACUCUGUCCAUAUCAUAUGUACAUUUAUUUCCAUCAAAAUAAAUCAUAAGUCAGUAUUUAAAAAAAAAAUUAUAAAAAAAAUGAUUCAUUGAAAAUGAUUAACCCUCUGGACCACAUUAUUUGAAACCAGCCAGCGGGCCUUUGGAACCGGUGCAGACUGAGAUGCCCUGGUUUCGGUUUCUUACACUAGAGAAGCUUCAUCUUGGGACUGGAUUAAUCCUGGAGAGGAUUAUAAAAUUUUAGAAAUUAACUAAUGAAAAGGUAGUUGUUUAGCCGAGAAUAUUUUCUUUUAUUAAACUGUAUAUCAUAUCUAUAUGAAGGGUGAAUAUAAUACCAAAUAUUCAUUAUUUGUACAGAAUUAUAUAAAUAUAAAUAGUUAUAUAUAAAUAUAUAUAUAUAUUAUAAUAUAAAUACAUAACUGAUCCUUUGUUGAAGCAAAACUCUUUUUCUGCUCUUCCUUAUUGGUUGAGUUUAUUUAUUUAUUUAUUUAUUUGGGUGGCAUGCACCUUUUUGAUGCUGAAUGUGGGUUUCCCUGCUUUCCUGCUCCAGAUCACUUUUUUUGAAUGUUGUUUAUUAUUAAACUUAUCAGUUUUGUCUAUUUUUUAUGUGUUCAUGAAAUGUUUAAAUUGUGUUAUGGAUUUGUGUUACAAAUUUGAACCUUUUUGUUUAGGCUUAUCUAGACUAUUUGUGUUUCUUUUCAUGACUUAAUUAUUGCUAUGAUCAUAUAUUGUAAAUAAUCCAGUCAUUAAA
This is a messenger RNA of Carassius gibelio (silver crucian carp), 7370 nucleotides long. Its product is annotated as disks large-associated protein 2-like. The transcript is spliced from 15 exons. The record is from RefSeq and is a predicted model, not a curated record. Gene Ontology annotation, molecular function: molecular adaptor activity. Gene Ontology annotation, cellular component: glutamatergic synapse; postsynaptic specialization. NCBI's taxonomy places the organism in Eukaryota, Metazoa, Chordata, Actinopteri, Cypriniformes, Cyprinidae. Gene Ontology annotation, biological process: signaling. The coding region runs from base 593 to 3748 and encodes 1051 amino acids.